GGUGCUUAUAAAUAACAUUGUGCAGCACACUUUUCGACAAAAUGUUAUCCAUAGGAAAUCAGGUGGGGGAUUAAACAAUACCCCAUAUUCCCCCUUUAAUACGCCCAUGCAACAGACCUCUUGUAUGUGUACGGCAAUCGAUCGCUGAUUGAGCGUACCCCUAGUAGGUUUUGAUCAGUUCUGAGUGGCAUGUCUUGCACAGCGGUUUAAUCGAAGGUGCACAGACUUUUAAUACAAUUUCGCGAUCUAUAAAAGCAAUUCCAAGCGACGGUGUUUUGGAACAUGAUUGUGACUUUCCAGUUUCCUUUCGUGAACCUCCAUAUAACCGAGCAAUGUUAUUUCAUGAGAGCGCCGCCAGUAUGGAACAGAGGAUGCCCGAGAAUUUAGCUCGAAUGAAAGGCCCUGAUCCGAUGGAAAGUGAUCCGACGACAAAAGAGUCCUGUGCCCCGACUACCGUAGUUAUUUCGACGCCAUCCACCACCACGAGCACCACCAAAUUAAAGCUGAGUUUUAGUGUUGACCGGCUACUGGCCUCCGAGCCAGCGAAGCGAAUAUCGAAUCUCGAACGACGAAACAUACUCCGGUCCCUGCAAGUACGAUACCGGCGACAACGCACACAUCCCCCUAUGUAAAACUUAACCAACUAUAUCCUAC
Molecule: messenger RNA, 654 nt
Organism: Drosophila suzukii
Lineage: Eukaryota; Metazoa; Arthropoda; Insecta; Diptera; Drosophilidae
Source: RefSeq, a predicted model, not a curated record